Molecule: messenger RNA, 3245 nt
Organism: Aaosphaeria arxii CBS 175.79
Lineage: Eukaryota; Fungi; Ascomycota; Dothideomycetes; Pleosporales
Product: copper-translocating P-t
Exons: 3
Coding region: 189-3245 (1018 amino acids)
Biological process (GO): monoatomic cation transport
Cellular component (GO): membrane
Molecular function (GO): ATP hydrolysis activity; ATPase-coupled monoatomic cation transmembrane transporter activity; ATP binding
Source: RefSeq, a predicted model, not a curated record
UAUAAGUAUAGGCUCGGCAAUUAUACUGACUUUCAAUUGCUGAUCUCGGGCUGGAUCUUAUUUUCCCUCUCGUUCGGUGUCACGUGGAGGGAGUUGUAUAAGACACAGCUUGCUCCUACUUCUUUGACUCUCGAACGUCACUUACACCUUGUCCUCUGACUAUAUCAACUGAAUAGCUCCCAGUCACAAUGGCAUGCGGCUCAGGAUGUUGUGGCCCUGCGAAGGCGUCGCCCAUCUCUACACCAGUGAAUGUUGAAGUAUCGAACGAUAAAGAAGUUGAGCAACUGACUGCUCCAUCCUGCGUUGAGCCCGAAAACCCCAUACAAACUCUCCCAACAAGCAGGCCUUCUGAGGAGGACAAGGCUGACGAUUGCAACGAUGACUGCUGCAAUCCAGCGGUUAAGGAAGCUUGUACUGCAGACGAUGCAUCGUCAUGCUGCGGAUCAAAUUCCAAUUCAGGCGACAGAUCAAACACACUGAAGGAUGAAAAUGAGCCCGGAGAACGGGGCUGCAAGGACGCUUGCUGCGAUGACGAUACAUCUGAUGACGAUUCUUCAGAUGAUGGAUGCUGUACUUCGAAGAAGAAUAAGGAUUCACAUCCCCAACCCCCGGAUGAUGGAGAUAAAUGCUGCUCGGAUGAGAAGAAGAGUAACGCAAAAGCUCCACUUCCUGUCGGAAAGGGGGGUGGGUGUUGCACAGAGAAGAAAGUCUCAGCAGGAUGUGGGGGUGGAUGUUGUUCUGAGAAGAAGGCAAUGAACGAAACCACUAAAGAGAUCACUCAGACCUUGACAGGUCGAAGUGACCCUGAGCGCGGUCUCUCCGGAAAAGAGCAUGUCAUUCUAAGCAUCUCAGGGAUGACUUGCACUGGCUGCGAAACGAAACUAUCACGAACGCUCUCAACCCUUCCCGCGAUUACACGAUUGAAAACCAGCCUCGUUCUAUCGAGAGCUGAGUUUGACCUUGACACUAGUAUGUCGUCCGCUGAAGACGUUGUCAAGCAUCUUGAGAGAACCACCGAGUUCAAAUGCGAACGAGUCACAAACAACGGAUCCAGCAUCGACUUCAUAGUCGACAAUCCGAUAGAUUAUGUCAAAGGGGACUGGCCUCAAGGCGUGCUUGAGAUGAAAGCCGUGGACAAGAAGAUCAUUCGUGUCGACUUCGAUCCAAAAGUCAUAGGUGCAAGAGAUCUCUCUGAGAAGGGCUGGUAUAAUCCAAUGCAGCUCGCUCCACCCCAAGCGGAUCCUACUUUACAUGCUGGGGCUCGUCAUGUGAGAAACGUGGGAUUUGCAACAUUGGUCUCAAUUGCGCUCACCAUCCCGGUCUUGGUUCUUGCUUGGGCACCUCUCUCGGACAAAGAGGCCAAGAAGAUCACUCACGGAUCAAUAUCGCUGGCUUUUGCAACCAUCAUCCAGAUUGCAAUCGCCGGUCCCUUCUACCCCAAAGCACUCAAAGCUUUAGUUUUCUCUCGCGUGAUUGAGAUGGACCUCUUAAUCGUUCUGAGCACAAGCGCUGCAUACAUAUUCUCCGUCAUCGCAUUUGGAUAUAUGGUCACUUCAAAUCCACUCUCGACAGGCGAAUUCUUUGAAACCAGCACCCUACUUGUCACCCUGAUCAUGGUUGGCCGGUACAUUGCCGCCUUAUCACGUCAGAAAGCUGUCGAAUCCAUUUCCAUCCGUUCAUUGCAAGCCACUUCAGCUACUAUCAUCGACACUACUGGUGUUGAGAAGGAUAUCGAUGCCAGGUUGCUACAGUUUGGUGACGUCUUCAAGGUGUCACCAGAACACAAAGUUCCUACCGAUGGUACAGUAAUAGGAGGAACAUCCGAGGUAGAUGAGUCAAUGUUGACUGGAGAGUCAAGGCCUGUUGAGAAAAAGAAGGGCAGCGCUGUGAUUGCUGGUUCUAUCAAUGGGUCUGGCGCCCUCACAGUUCGGUUGGGUCGAGUUCCGGGCGACAACACGAUUAGUACCAUUGCUGGCAUGGUUGACGAAGCCAAGUUGUCGAAACCCAAGGUACAAGAGAUCGCAGAUCGGGUUGCCUCCUACUUUGUGCCCGUUGUCAUCUCUAUCACCAUUGUUGUGUUCUGCAUCUGGAUCGCUGUUGGCAUUGCCGUGCAGGGCAAAUCCGGGAGCGAAGCUACGGUUCAAGCCGUCACCUAUGCAAUUACGGUCUUGAUCGUGUCAUGCCCUUGCGCGAUAGGUCUAGCUGUGCCGAUGGUCGUCGUAGUUGCAACCGGAGUCGCCGCCGAGCGUGGGAUCAUCUUCAAAUCUUCUAAUGCAAUUGAGGUGGCGUACAAGACUGCACAUGUCGCAUUUGACAAGACGGGAACUCUCACCCAAGGAAAGUUAUCAGUUGUCAGAGAAGAAUAUCUGAACCCUGCUGUUAGCACAAAAUCUAUGCUGCUUGGUCUCAUCGGCAGUAGUAAACAUCCGGUCUCAGUUGCGGUAGCAAACCAUCUAAAGGGCAUGGACAUUUCACCGACAACGAUCUCGAAUGCCAAAUCAGUUAUUGGAAAGGGAGUCGAAGGCUCUUUCGCAGGCCGCAAACUGCAGGCGGGUAAUUCAAGGUGGCUUCAACUCGGGGAGCAUUCCUUGGUCCAGUCUUUGGCUGCAGAAGGGUACACUGUGUUCUGCUUCACCGUGAACGGCGAGGUUGCGGCAGUGUUUGGUCUGGAAGACUCGCUGCGGGAGGAUGCACAUGAGACCAUCACCAAACUCCAAGCCAAAGGCAUCUCCGUCCAUUUGGUAUCUGGCGAUGAUGGGGGCGCCGUCCAAAAAGUGGCCUCGCAGCUUCAAAUCCCCUCAGCGAAUGUACAGUCACAUUGUACACCAUCUGACAAGCAAGAAUACAUCAAAGAUUUACUUUCUCGCCGUGUUGGAAAGGGAAACAAGCAGCCGGUUGUCAUAUUUGUCGGCGACGGUACCAACGAUGCUGUGGCUUUGGCACAAGCUACCAUCGGCGUUCACAUGAACGAGGGCACUGAUGUUGCACAGUCUGCAGCUGAUAUCGUGCUGAUGCGACCUAAUCUUGCCGGGGUUAUUACUGCCAUUGCCGUGAGUAGAAAAGCAAUGCAUCGAGUGGCAUUCAACUUCGGCUGGAGUUUCGUAUACAAUGUGUUUGCAAUCCUUCUGGCAGCGGGCGCGUUCGUCCACGCUCGAAUUCCUCCUGAAUUUGCUGGACUCGGUGAGCUUGUGAGCGUUCUUCCGGUCGUUGCUGCAGGUGUUCUUUUGAAAUGGGCGCGGUUUUGA